Messenger RNA from Rosa chinensis, 717 nucleotides. RefSeq names its product alpha-soluble NSF attachment protein 2. Gene Ontology annotation, molecular function: syntaxin binding; soluble NSF attachment protein activity. Bases 1 to 717 code for a protein of 238 amino acids. Gene Ontology annotation, cellular component: SNARE complex; vacuolar membrane. The record is from RefSeq and is a predicted model, not a curated record. Gene Ontology annotation, biological process: intracellular protein transport; SNARE complex disassembly. Lineage: Eukaryota; Viridiplantae; Streptophyta; Magnoliopsida; Rosales; Rosaceae. The transcript is spliced from 2 exons.
AUGGAUGAUCAUAUUGCCAUAGCGGAGAAAUUGAUAAAGAAAGCAAACAAGAAGUUGGAUGGUUGGGGACUUAUCGGUUCCAAACACAAAGAUGUUGCCAAACUCUUGGAUCAAGCUGCCAACUCUUACAAACUCGCCAAAUCCAAGUAUAAAGCUAGAGAAACAUAUAUCAAUUUGGCAAUACAUCAUUUGAAGACCAAAACCAAACUUGAAGCCGCUGCCACAGCUUUUGUUGAUGCUGCACAUUGCUACGAUAUAACAUCUGUUGAUGAGGCCAUUGAUUGUCUAGAGCAAGGAGCUGCAACAUAUUAUCAGAAAGCGGCACAACUAUAUUAUAAGGAAAUUGUGGAGCGACAUGAAUCCGAAAAGAACAUUGAGAAGGCUAUGCAUUUCUUCGAAAAGGCAGCCGAGCUAUUCCAAAACAAAGAACUAACAGUCUCUGCCAACCAGUGUUAUCAAAAAGCUGCUCAGCUUGCUGCACAGAUUGAGCAAUAUUCCAUGGCCAUCGAAAUUUUCAAAAAAAUUGCUACUCGUUCGCUCAGCCACAGCUUGCUCAUGGACGAAGCUCAGAGGCAUCUCUUCAACGCUGGAAUAUGCCGGCUCUGCCAAGGAGAUGAUGUUGUUGCAAUGGACAUGUCAGUUAUGCGAUACGUGGACAUGUACCCAAUUUUCCUGAUACAUGGGAGACUGGGAGUGCAAAUUCUUGACCUACAUUAA